This is a messenger RNA of Coniosporium apollinis CBS 100218, 3441 nucleotides long. RefSeq names its product 3-hydroxy-3-methylglutaryl-CoA reductase. Gene Ontology annotation, molecular function: hydroxymethylglutaryl-CoA reductase (NADPH) activity; protein binding. Gene Ontology annotation, cellular component: endoplasmic reticulum membrane; peroxisomal membrane. Gene Ontology annotation, biological process: coenzyme A metabolic process; ergosterol biosynthetic process; isoprenoid biosynthetic process. The record is from RefSeq and is a predicted model, not a curated record. NCBI's taxonomy places the organism in Eukaryota, Fungi, Ascomycota, Dothideomycetes. Bases 1 to 3441 code for a protein of 1146 amino acids. The transcript is spliced from 5 exons.
AUGCUUGGAGCUUCCUUCCUGCCCGCCCGCUUUCGAGGCGCAGACACUUCCUCCCCCGCAGUGCGACCCAAUUGGUACAACCGCCAGAUAUCACCCGUCCUACAGUCGUUCUCGGGCCUGGCUUGCUCGCAGCCAAUCCACACCAUAGUCUGCGUCGCACUCCUCGCCAGUACUACAUACAUUGGACUUCUAGAUGGCCGACUAUUCAGUCCCCCCACAUCGCUGCAGGCUGCCGUUGGCAAGGCGGACUUCAACACACUCCUAGCUGGGAGCAAAAGACUUCGCGUGGGAGAAGAGACAGGCUGGAAAUGGCAUGUUGAGGAGGGAUCCCCUCAGGCAUCGUCAAAUCAGGAUCUGGCCCUUGUAACAUUCGUCUUCCCCGACUCCUCUACACCUUCACAUACCGCGCCUAUUGCGCAUGCGGUACCGGUACCCUCAAACUCGUCAGCGCAACUCCUACCAUGCUCUACCAAUCCUCUGUCCACCAUAUCUCAUGACACUACAUUGGCCUUUUCCAUCCCAUAUGCGGAGGCGCCCGAGUUCCUCACGGCCGUUCAAGAGAUACCAGUGCCGCUCGAUGAAGGCGCUGAGGAUGAUGAGUCUUCAGAAAAGAAGAGGUGGAUCAUGAAGGCUGUGCGAAGCAAUGGUUUUGGAUCCGGCAGCCUCAAGCGUCGCAUACACAACGCCUGGAUAUCUUUUCUGGAUCUUAUCAAGAAUGCGGAAACGCUCGAUAUCAUCAUCAUGGCGUUGGGCUAUCUGUCGAUGCAUUUGACUUUUGUAUCACUCUUUCUGUCAAUGCGGCGCCUAGGCUCAAACUUCUGGCUCGCCUUCACAGUACUCUUGCAAUCAGUGUUUGCCUUCCUCUUCGGUCUGACAGUGACCACUAAGUUGGGAGUUCCCAUCAACAUGGUCCUCCUAUCCGAGGGCUUGCCAUUCUUGGUGGUCACUAUUGGCUUCGAGAAACCAAUCGUAUUGACGAAAGCUGUGCUGUCCGCAUCUUUAGACUUGCGGCGACAAGCUGCUCAGAACAACGGCGAUGGCAUGACCAUCCAAAAUGCGGUCCAAGCAGCGGUCAAGGAGAGAGGUUUUGAGAUUGUGCGAGAUUACUGUGUUGAGAUUCUGAUCCUGGUCGCUGGCGCAGCAUCUGGCGUGCAGGGCGGACUGAAACAGUUCUGCUUCCUCGGAGCUUGGAUCCUUCUCUUCGACUGCAUCCUACUAUUCACCUUCUACACCUCCAUUCUGACAAUCAAGCUGGAGAUCAACCGCAUCAAACGUCACGUGGCCUUGAGAAGAGCAUUGGAAGACGAUGGCGUCAGUAGACAAGUAGCAGAGAAUGUAGCUGCAAGCAACGACUGGCCGAAGCUCAAUUUGACGGGUGCGGAAACUGGUAAAAUCACCCAAGACUCGGACACCACCGUCUUCGGACGGAAGGUCAGAGACACCAAUGUCCCCAAAUUCAAGGCCCUCAUGGUAACGGGAUUCGUCAUUGUCAACGCCCUGAACCUCUGUACGCUACCUUUUCGAGGCGGGGCGAACAACACCACGCCAACCGCCAUGUUGGGACUAUCUAGCGUAGUCACUCAGCCGCCAAUGGAUCCCUUCAAAGUAGCUGGAAACGGACUGGAGACAAUCUUCGCAUCAGCCAAACAGAGUCAGCUCUCGACUGUAGUCACUGUGCUCUCUCCGAUCAAGUACGAGCUGGCAUACCCUUCGAUGCACUACGAAACAUCUAAAGACUCAGCGUCUUUCUUCGAUACAGAGUAUGCCGGCAUGCUUGAUGGGAUGGGCGGACGGGUCGUUGAUGGCGUCCUCAAAAGCUUUGAAGACCCGGUGUUGAGCAAAUGGAUUGUUGUCGGUCUGGCCAUAAGUCUUGUGCUGAACGGCUACCUGUUCAACGCGGCUCGCUGGUCAAUCAAGGAUCUUGCGCAUCCCUCGCCGCCAAAGCAGCCGCCUGCCGAGAGCGAAGUGAUGGAUGGCGCGCCUGACAGGUAUCUACCGCUUGAAUCGCACGUUACGCAAAACUCGUCGCGGUCCUUCGAGGACUGCGUGGCUAUGCUGAAAGAAAAGCAGGCCCCUUUGCUAACAGACGAAGAGCUCAUUGACCUAUCGCUAAAGGGCAAGAUUCCAGGUUACGCGUUAGAGAAGACACUGGAAGACAAGACCAGGGCUGUCAAGAUCCGGAGAGCGGUUGUGUCUAGGACUCAUGCGACCCGAGAUACAUCGAGCUUGCUGGAGAAGUCGAAGCUGCCGUACGAGCAUUACGACUACGACCGCGUCUUUGGAGCUUGUUGCGAGAACGUCAUCGGAUACAUGCCGCUGCCCUUGGGUGUUGCUGGGCCCUUGUUGAUAGACGGCCAGAACUAUUUCCUUCCUAUGGCAACCACCGAGGGUGUUUUGGUUGCCAGCACAAGUCGCGGGUGCAAGGCCAUCAACGCCGGAGGCGGUGCCAUCACCGUGCUCACCGGAGACGGAAUGACUCGCGGCCCUUGCGUUGGCUUCGAGACGCUCGCAAGAGCCGGAGCUGCGAAGGUCUGGCUAGACUCGGAAGAUGGGCAGCGGACCAUGAAGAAUGCGUUCAACUCCACCAGCCGUUUCGCACGCCUGCAAACUAUGAAAACCGCCAUCGCCGGCACCUACGUCUAUAUCCGCUUCAAAACAACGACCGGCGACGCCAUGGGCAUGAAUAUGAUAUCCAAGGGCGUAGAGCACGCCCUGCACGUCAUGUCAACCGAAGCAGGCUUCGACGACAUGGCCAUCAUCUCCGUGUCAGGGAACUACUGCACCGAUAAGAAGCCCGCCGCGAUAAACUGGAUAGACGGCCGCGGCAAGAGCGUGGUGGCCGAAGCCAUCAUCCCCAAAGAUGUCGUGCAGAGCGUCCUAAAGAGCAACGUCGACGCCCUCGUGGAACUCAACAUGAGCAAGAACCUCAUCGGCAGUGCAAUGGCUGGUAGCAUUGGCGGCUUCAACGCGCAUGCUGCGAAUAUCGUCACGGCUAUCUUCCUUGCGACGGGGCAGGACCCGGCACAGAACGUCGAGAGCUGCAACUGCAUCACUGUUAUGAAGAACCUCCAUGGCAAUCUCCAAAUCUCCGUCUCAAUGCCCUCCAUCGAAGUCGGCACCAUAGGCGGCGGCACCCUCCUAGAACCCCAAUCCGCAAUGCUCGACCUGCUCGGCGUUAAGGGCGCGCACCCGACCAACCCGGGCGACAACGCCCGCCAACUUGCACGCAUCGUCGCGGCGGCAGUGCUGGCGGGUGAACUUAGUCUCUGCAGCGCGCUUGCCGCUGGGCAUCUGGUCAAGGCGCAUAUGAGCCACAAUCGCAGCGCGGUGCCUACGAGGAGCUCGACGCCCGCCCCGGGGGCAGGGGCCGGGGUGCAGACGCCGGUGAGUUUGGCUAUGACGAGUAUUCAGGACUCUGCGGUUGCGGCGGGACGGCGGUAG